AUGGCACCUCCGCUGCGCCCGAUUGCAGUCGCUUUCAUAUCACCCCAAAAUCACCCGAUUCUCAUCCGCACAUUUGAAAAAGGGGAUGAGCUGAAGUACCACUAUGUAGCCCAUACAAGUCUCGAUGUCAUUGAGGAACGAAUAAAUGGUCCGACAAAAUCUAAUGAUUGCUACCUCGGCCUUCUCUACACAAUGGAUGACAUAGCUGCUUAUGGGUACAUCACACCUCUAAAAAUGAAGAUUGUUCUCGCUCUCCCACUCACAGACUCUGUCGUACGUGAUGCGGAGGUGAUCAUGACCUUUAAAGCCCUCCACCUAGCCUACUAUCAUGCCUCCUCAAACCCUUUCAUCCGACUUCAUGAUACACCUGCGGGCGUGGGGAGCGCCAAGUGGAAGCGCUUCAGACAGAAAGUGGACGAAAUAAGCAGGGCUGCUAGUGGUGGGAAUUUGCCUUCAUGA
Molecule: messenger RNA, 459 nt
Organism: Suillus bovinus
Lineage: Eukaryota; Fungi; Basidiomycota; Agaricomycetes; Boletales; Suillaceae
Product: trafficking protein particle complex 2
Exons: 3
Coding region: 1-459 (152 amino acids)
Biological process (GO): endoplasmic reticulum to Golgi vesicle-mediated transport
Cellular component (GO): nucleus; cytoplasm; TRAPP complex
Source: RefSeq, a predicted model, not a curated record